ACACUGCAGUUUUAAUCCAGAAUAUCUCACGGUUUUAUUGUUUCUUCCACGAAAUGAUUACAUAAAAUGAAAUCAGCUUUGCAAUCUGCACCGGCUUUGAAAUGAAGGGCAAAAUCUGGCUGGGGGUGAGGAGAAAGAAGGUGGAAAGAGAAUAAGGUACGGAGACUGUGAGGCAGAGAACGCAAGAAAGGUGGUGAAAAGAGAGUACAAGAAUUUUCGGGAGCUGAGUGUAUUUUUCUUCCCCACGUUAUAGAUGCUGUCCGUUUUCCCCCAGCCUGUGUCCAGCAGGCCAGAGUGGACCCCUCCUAUGGGCUAAAAUACUCUCGGUCUUCGGCCCAGCCCAGAGCUGCACCAACCAGGGCCUGCCUCUGCCCCCCCCCCCCCCCCCCCACCAGGUGACAGGUGGGGCCGCCGAGCGGCCACCAGACCUCCGCCUCCUCGCGUUGCCUGCCGGGAGCCGGAGCCGCUUCCGGUUGCGCCCUGUCCCUGAACUUCGACUCCCGUCGGCCCCCGGGAAAAACGCAGCGGGGUAGCGCGGGCGCUGCCGGAACUUGUAGUUCCACCUCCCGCCGCGCUAAAUAGCCGGAAACGGGGGCGGCCAGAACAGAGAACUACCGAGGCGAAGCACCUGUGGAAUCCUCUCAAGAGGAACAGUCAUUGUGUGAAGGUUCAAAUUCAGCUGUUAGCAUGGAACUUUCAGAACCUAUUGUAGAAAAUGGAGAGACAGAAAUGUCUCCAGAAGAAUCAUGGGAGCACAAAGAAGAAAUAAGUGAAGCAGAGCCAGGGGGUGGUUCCUUGGGAGAUGGAAGGCCGCCAGAGGAAAGUGCCCAUGAAAUGAUGGAGGAGGAAGAGGAAAUCCCAAAACCUAAGUCUGUGGUUGCACCGCCAGGUGCUCCUAAGAAAGAGCAUGUAAAUGUAGUAUUCAUUGGGCACGUAGAUGCUGGCAAGUCAACCAUUGGAGGACAAAUAAUGUAUUUGACUGGAAUGGUUGAUAAAAGGACGCUUGAAAAGUAUGAAAGAGAAGCUAAAGAGAAAAACAGAGAAACUUGGUACUUGUCUUGGGCCUUAGACACAAAUCAGGAAGAACGAGACAAGGGUAAAACAGUAGAAGUGGGUCGUGCCUAUUUUGAAACCGAAAAGAAGCAUUUCACAAUUCUAGAUGCCCCUGGCCACAAGAGUUUUGUCCCAAAUAUGAUUGGUGGUGCCUCUCAAGCUGAUUUGGCUGUGCUGGUAAUCUCAGCCAGGAAAGGAGAGUUUGAAACUGGAUUUGAAAAAGGAGGACAGACAAGAGAACAUGCAAUGUUGGCAAAGACAGCAGGUGUAAAACACCUAAUUGUGCUAAUUAAUAAGAUGGAUGAUCCAACAGUAAAUUGGAGCAAUGAGAGAUAUGAAGAAUGUAAGGAGAAACUAGUGCCAUUUUUGAAAAAAGUUGGCUUCAAUCCCAAAAAGGACAUUCACUUUAUGCCCUGCUCAGGACUUACUGGAGCAAAUCUCAAAGAGCAGUCGGAUUUCUGUCCUUGGUACAUUGGAUUACCGUUUAUUCCAUAUCUGGAUAAUUUGCCAAACUUCAAUAGAUCAGUUGAUGGACCAAUCAGGCUGCCAAUUGUGGAUAAGUACAAGGAUAUGGGCACUGUGGUCCUGGGAAAGCUGGAAUCAGGAUCUAUUUGUAAAGGCCAGCAGCUUGUGAUGAUGCCAAACAAGCACAACGUGGAAGUUCUUGGAAUACUUUCCGAUGAUGUAGAGACUGAUACCGUAGCCCCAGGUGAAAACCUCAAAAUCAGACUGAAAGGAAUUGAAGAAGAGGAGAUUCUUCCAGGGUUUAUACUUUGUGAUCCUAAUAAUCUUUGUCAUUCUGGACGCACAUUUGAUGCCCAGAUAGUGAUUAUAGAGCACAAAUCCAUCAUCUGCCCAGGCUAUAAUGCGGUGCUGCAUAUUCAUACCUGUAUUGAGGAGGUCGAAAUAACAGCCUUAAUCUGCUUGGUAGACAAAAAAUCAGGAGAAAAAAGUAAGACCCGACCCCGUUUUGUGAAACAAGAUCAAGUAUGCAUUGCUCGCUUAAGGACAGCAGGAACCAUCUGCCUUGAGACCUUUAAAGACUUCCCUCAGAUGGGUCGUUUCACCUUAAGAGAUGAGGGUAAGACCAUUGCAAUUGGAAAAGUUCUGAAACUGGUUCCAGAGAAAGACUAAGCAUUUUCUUGAUGACCCUGCACAAUACUGUGAGGAAAAUUGACUGCAGAAGCCUACUUCACACCGCCUUCUCUUAUUUUCUGCCCAUUGAUAAACCUCUCCCCAUAUUUUGCAAAGAGGAAAUUCACAGCAAAAGUCCACAUUAUGUCAGCUUUCUCAUAUUGAGAGCUCUGCUAUGCCACUGUUGAAUUUUUCCCAAGAUUCCUGUCCCUAGCCCUCACUUCAAACUCUGCUUCCUUGGACAGAUUUGGCAAUAGCUUUGUAAGUGAUGUGGACAUAAUUGCCUACAAUAAUGAAAACCUACAGGAAUUUUUUUAUUUUUCAUUUUCCCCUUAGGCAUAUUUAGUAUUUUUCCCCCAGGCAGAUCAUUCUGAGUGUGCGAGUGUGUGUGCACAUGUUACAAAGGCAACUACCAUGUUAAUAAAAUAUUCAAUUUGAAA
Messenger RNA from Pan troglodytes (chimpanzee), 2627 nucleotides. RefSeq names its product G1 to S phase transition 1 (gene GSPT1). Gene Ontology annotation, molecular function: GTP binding; GTPase activity. The record is from RefSeq and is a predicted model, not a curated record. NCBI's taxonomy places the organism in Eukaryota, Metazoa, Chordata, Mammalia, Primates, Hominidae. Bases 688 to 2187 code for a protein of 499 amino acids. The transcript has 15 exons.